Molecule: messenger RNA, 1670 nt
Organism: Loa loa (African eye worm)
Lineage: Eukaryota; Metazoa; Nematoda; Chromadorea; Rhabditida; Onchocercidae
Exons: 10
Coding region: 20-1444 (474 amino acids)
Molecular function (GO): nucleic acid binding
Source: RefSeq, a predicted model, not a curated record
UUGCAGGAAAAUCCAUGAAAUGGACGCCGCAAAGAUGGAAAUAUUUCACGAUAUCAAUGAGAGAAUGCAACCAAAUACUUCUACAGCUACCAUCGAAGCUGAUGCUCAACAGGAUAAUGUAUCGAUUGCAGAUGUACUACGGCAAACUGCUAACGCAUUUUUGCGUGAUAAAUAUCUUCAAGGUUUUGAAUUUCAUGAAGAUUGUCAACUAUAUUAUAAUCCGAUAACAGGCUAUUAUUAUGACCAAAAUACUGCCUUAUUCUAUCAUCCGUCAACGAACUGUUAUUAUUUUUACAACAAUCAAACGGACAGUUACGUAUAUUACACAAGAAUUCCCUGUGAACAUAUUUGGACAGAUAAAUUGGCCGAACGGAAAGCAGUGACGAUGUUGGGCGAAUCAUUCGCUGCAGGUAUGACGCAAAUUGAAGUGGACGUCUUCGAGUGUUUGAAUUCGUUACUGAAGAUUGUUUUAGAAAUGGAUGAUAGCGACAAUUGUGAUGAGCUGGAUGAUGAAAUAAGUACACAUAUCCAAGAAGAAAGAAUGGAUUAUGCACCAUGUGUUCGUAUCAUUGAAAAAACGAGUGGAGCAUUGCAUGUAGUUACAAUUACUGGUGCAAGAAUUGGGACUGCUCCCGAUUGUGAAAUCCAGUUAUUUUCGGGGCAAUUUUCAAACAAUAAAUGUAGUGCUGUUAUCAAUUACAACGAGACGGAGCAGAAAUAUUUUGUGACAGUCAACGAAAAGGAACCGGAGGUUUUCCGUAACAAACUAAAGAUUGAUGUGAAUGAAGUAGCAAUUGUAGAUCAUGGCGAUGAAUGGCAAUUUGGGGAACAAGAAUUUUUGGCUCACAUUCAUUACGGGACGAAUACGUGUGGUGCAUGCGAACCUGGUUUACUAAAAAGCGAUCAAGUCACAAUUCAGGAGCCUAAUGAUUAUCCCCCGGCUGGGAAGGUAUCAAAGGAGACACUAAGACGGCGAAAUUUGCGGAAUAUGAAGAAACAGUAUGGUAUAUUUGAUGAUGAAGAACAUUACCGAUGUAAAUAUCAAAAGAAGGAGCGAAAUUUGUUAGUUAACGAUGCUGAAAACAAGGAUCAAUCAAUUUACGCAAAUUGUUUGGCAAAACCUUUGCCAGAAAUGAUUGUUGCUUCGACAGAUAUAACUCCAUCAUCAGCAAAAAUGUUAAACGAAAGUAAUCGAGGAUUUGGUAUGCUUCAACGAAUGGGUUGGAAGCAAGGUACCGGUUUGGGACGAAGAGAAGAUGGGAUUACAGAACCGGUGAUUGGUGAAGUCCGUCCUAACCGUGCUGGACUUGGGCUUAAAAAUGAAGUUAAAUUUGAAAUGUCAAGGAAGCAGGAUAAAAAACAAUAUUUGCUGAGAAUUACAAGGCAACGUUUCCAAAAAGCUGAAAUUUUUACUAUAGAUGACGACGAUAAUGAUACAACAUGAAGCGUAUUCUGAUUAGAUUGGUUAUUUAUGUAUACUUUGAUUUUAAAUAAUUUGUGAAUUUGUAUUUUAUUUGAAUGCUCGUUUUGAUGCCUUUUGAUGAUAGCGAUACAUUUGUUCAUGUGUUAAUUGAUCUUUGACACAUUUUUGAUUCUUUAGUCUAGUGAAGCAAAUAGUUGCUGCCUCAAAUUUGCAUGAAGAAAAUUCAAAUAAUUUCUUGAUAUGUUGC